AUGGUUCGAGAAAAAGAAAAUUUUGUAAAGCAAUCAACGCAUACAUCAUUCUAUACAGGUGGCCAAUUUGCUAUAUCCAAUGAUGGGCAAUAUUUAUUAUGCACGUACAAUGCAUUAGUUCAUAUUCUUGAUGUUGAAACGCAACAAAUAGUUCGCUCGAUUGGCGAAGAUGAUACAUCAUCUGAAAUUGCAUCGUUUGCACUGUUUAAUGAUUUAAUUGUUAUUGCCUAUCGUAACCAAUUAUUACGUCAGUUUGAUUGGAAAACAAGUACAUGUCGUCGAACAUGGAAAUCCGUACAUAAAAAUACGAUUACAUGUAUGACAUUUAAUCCUAGUGGAUCAUUAUUAGCUACCGGUGGAGCAGAUUUUACAGUUAAAAUCUGGGAUGUUGAACAUCUUUAUUAUACACAUAAUUUAAAAGGAGCAACAUCAAUCAUUCGAGUCGUUUUAUUUUAUACAUCAGAAAAUAAAAAAAUUCAUGUUAUUUCUGGCUCUGAUGAUGGUCGAAUCUAUAUGCAUAAUCUACAUACAUCCGGUGCUAAACCAGCAGUUUUAGAAGGUCAUAUGAGUACAGUUACUUCAUUUGUUCUUCACAAUGAUCAUACUUUAAUCAGUUCUGGUCGUGAUCGUGUUGUAGUUAUAUGGGAUCUACAAACUUUGUCAUCUACUCGAACUAUUCCGGUUAUGGAGACAGUUGAAGCACUUAUCUCUUUGCCAUCAAUGGAUUAUCUUAAACCAUUAAAAAUUAAACAAACAUUUAGUCCAAAUGAACCAUUAUUUUUUACAUUUGGUAAUUCCGGCUUAGUUAAAUUAUGGUCCGGAACAACAGGUCGUUGUUUACUAAUUCAAGAAGAUAAAACACAUGAGAAAACGGCUGCUAAUUCAUAUAGUAAAGAUAAAGAACAUGAACAAGUGUUUUUGAAUGCUUAUUUUAAUGAAACAACACGUAUGUUCUAUACAAAUACAGUCGAUCAUAAUAUUGUUGCAUUUAAUAUUAAGAAAUUAAAAUUAGAAAAACAAUUUAUUGGUGAAUUAGGUGAUGUUCUUGAUGUUCGUUUUUUUAAUGAUAAUGAUAAUAAUCCAUUAUAUGCUAUUGUUGCUAAUAAUGAUGAAAAAGUGAAGAUAUUUAAUUUAAAUACAUGGCAUUGCCAAAUGCUGAAAGGCCAUACUGAUAUUGUUAUUGGUUUAGACAUUAGUUAUGAUCAUAGUUUACUUGCAACAUGUUCAAAAGAUGAUAUAGUACGAAUUUGGUCGUAUGAUUCCGAUACAUCAACAUUUUCAUGUGUGGCCCUUGCCGAGGGCCAUACAGGUGAUGUUGCAGCAAUUGCUUUUUCAAAAACAUCCAAUGCGUUUAUUGUCUCCGGUAGUCAAGAUACAACAGCGAAAGUAUGGUCGUUAGAAAAUUUAAUAUUAGAUAAGGAUCUUAGCAUUGAACCACAAAAUCUCUCAUCUUUGUUUACGUUAAAAACUCAUGAUAAAGAAGUCAAUAGUGUGUCAGUUUCAUUCAAUGAUAAACACUUUGCAACAGGUUCAGCAGAUAAAACAGCAAAAAUUUGGGAUAUAAGAAAUCAAAAAUUAUUAGCUGUAUUAUCUGGUCAUCGAAGAGGUAUUUGGUGUGUACAAUAUUCACCUGUUAAUCCAGAAUUAGCAACCGCAUCGGCUGAUGGAUUAAUUAAAAUAUGGUCAACGAAAGAUUACAAUUGUUUACAUACAAUUGAAGGGCAUGAUGCAUCAGUUCUUCGAAUUGUCUAUUUAUCAAUGGGUACUCAACUAAUAAGCAGUGGUUCUGAUGGACUUCUAAAGUUAUGGGAUCUGAAGACAAGUACAUGCGUGAAAAGUAUCGAUGCACACGAAGGCAAAAUAUGGGGAAUGACAGCUUCAACAGAUGAAAGUCUUCUUGUGACUUGUGCUAGUGAUUCAUCCGUUAUCGUUUGGCGUGAUUCAACAGAAGAAGAACGACAAGCAAAACGUGACAAUGUCGAAGAAGUUUUACUAAUGGAACAAGAGGUAUCGAAUUUAUUGGUAAAUAAAAAGUAUCAUGAAGCUUUAAAAAUAGCUCUGAAUCUUAACCAACCAUUUCGAGCAUUAAAAAUUCUCAAAGAAAUUCUCAAUGAAAUUGAUGGAACCGAUCAUUUGAAAAAUACUUUAUUACAAUUUUCAGAUGAUCAUUUAAAUUUACUUUUUUCAUAUGUGAUUGAUUGGAAUACAAAUACAAGACAUUCAACAGAAGCUCAAAUAAUAAUUAAAAUGUUACUAAGCAUUGUAACACCAGAUAAAAUUUUAAAGCUUCCAAAUGGACAAAAAUGUGUCGAAAGUUUAUUGCCUUAUACUGAACGACAUAUGGCACGUAUAGAACGACUUUCACAACAAGUACUUUUUCUUGAUUUUAGUUGGCAUUCAAUGAAGUAUCUUGAUCAAUCAUCAAAUGUUUCAACUUCUGAGGAACUUUCAACAACAUAA
This is a messenger RNA of Rotaria socialis, 2460 nucleotides long. NCBI's taxonomy places the organism in Eukaryota, Metazoa, Rotifera, Eurotatoria, Philodinida, Philodinidae. The record is from the annotation of a GenBank genome assembly.